Onychostruthus taczanowskii (white-rumped snowfinch) is the source of this 601-nucleotide messenger RNA. RefSeq names its product U1 small nuclear ribonucleoprotein 70 kDa-like. The transcript has a single exon. The record is from RefSeq and is a predicted model, not a curated record. NCBI's taxonomy places the organism in Eukaryota, Metazoa, Chordata, Aves, Passeriformes, Passeridae. The annotation marks the transcript as partial.
GGACCGGGAGCGGGAGCGGGAGCGGGACCGCCGGGAGCGCUCUCGGGAACGGGAGCGGCGCCGUUCGCGCUCCCGGGAGCGGCGGCGGCGGACGCGGAGCCGCGAGAAGGACGAGAGGGAACGGAAACGCGGCGGCAGCCGCGACCGCAGCAAGGACCGCGACCGCGACCGCGACCGCAAACGCCGCUCGCGAUCCCGCGACCGAAAACGCGACCGCGACCGCGACAAGAAAGACGAGGGACCCCCGGAACCACCGGAGCCCCCCGAGGAGCUGGGCGGGGGAGAGCCCGGCGGCGGCGAGGGGACGGCGGGGGAAGCGGCGGAGAAACGGGAGCGGGAGCGGGAGCGGCGGCGCGGGCACCGGGAGCGGGAGCGGCGGCGGGAGCGGGAGCGGGAGCGGGAGCAGGCGAGGGCGGCGACGGCGGCGCCGGGGCGGACGCGGAGAUGUUCCUGGCGCCGGAGGGAGCGCCCGCCGCCGACGGCUACCUGGGCACCGAGAACGGCUACCUGCUGGAGCCGCCGCUGCAGUGACAAUAAACGGCUGCACCGGCACCGGCACCGGCACCGGCGGCGCUCCUCGGGGCCGGGGGGGGUCAGAUAG